Messenger RNA from Cuscuta epithymum, 1491 nucleotides. The record is from the annotation of a GenBank genome assembly. NCBI's taxonomy places the organism in Eukaryota, Viridiplantae, Streptophyta, Magnoliopsida, Solanales, Convolvulaceae.
CACUUUAUUUGUCGCAUCCCAGACCUUCCAGAAGAGAAAACGAAAACCAACGCAGCGUCGCAGAGCAACCAUGAACCGGGAGAAGACGGACAGUGGCAUACCAUACCUUCCAGAAGGAAUCAUCACAAACAUUCUUAAGCGACUUCCAGUGAAAUCUCUGAUCCGAUUCCGAAGUGUAUGCAAUCUUUGGAAGAACAUCAUCAACGCCCCUUCCUUCAUCACCGACCACCUCAACUAUUCCAGCCAUCAAAGCUCUUCUAUGAUUGCUGCCCACGAUGGUGCUUUGAUUGAAUACUCGCUCGACCGGGACAAGGGACUCCGCGAGGUUCAGGUCGGACCUCCGAUUGAUUCCGUCAGACCCCACCGGAUUAUCGGCUCCUACAACGGCCUGCUCUGUCUUCAAACCGGCCCGCUUUCUACCCUCUCUCCUACUCUUUCAAUCUGGAAUCCUGCGAUUCGAGAGGUUAUGCGGGUUCCUAGAAGUAGAGCAGCUAAUGAUGGUACUGUAUUUUGUAAUUUGGGAUUCGGAUUCAGUCCAUUUGUUAAGGAUUACAAGAUUGUGAUAACCUAUGAGACUUGGGAUAAUGCAGUUAGUGGAGUUGAAGUUUAUUCAUUAGCUACAAAUUCAUGGAAGAACAUAGAAUUCGGCUGUUUAGAUGGUAUAUGCUGUUUUUCUGUAAGCCUCGACGUUAAUGGAUCGAUCUUUUGGUUAGCAAGGAAGACGGGUUUGGAUCGAUCUCGGGUCAUAUUUUCUUUUGAUUUAGCAUUGGAAGAGUUUAAAUUGAUACCAACACCUCCUUUAUCGAGGGAUGAAGAACCUAAACUGAUUGUGUAUGAGAACAGGCCUGCCUUACUUUAUUCCUGUAUUGCUCGAAACUCGGGCAAUUCUACUAUUGAUUUGUGGGUGAUUGAGGAAGGCAUGGGUGCCUUUUGGAGUAAGAAGUUUACCUUUGGCCCUUAUCCAUAUUCUAUACACCCAUGCACAAUUUGUAGGAAUCAAAUUGUCUGCACUGGGGUGAUGUACUGUAGUAAGGUUCAACACAAAGAAGAGGGUGUGGGUGAUUCCCGCAUUAAAGUUGAUACUUUUUUUAUCAAUCUUGCUUCUCAAGAUAUUAAGGUCCUUGAUGAAAGCAGAUAUGGCUAUAGUGGUCGUCAUUCUUUUGAAUAUGUUGAAAGCCUUUUGUCCCUGAGCAAUAUCCAGCUUUGAUUCUAAUGCCUCAUAUGGACUAGAAAUCAGUUGAGAUGUUUAUAUUUUUGUGUUCUGUUUAUUCGUUAUUCAAAAGUUUAUUCACUAAACAAAUGCGUAUGUAUAGAGUAUUUUUAAGUGUUUGAGGUGUGUUCGUUUUAUUCUUGAUCAACAAUCUGGUUGUACUUUAUAUAGUGGGCAGAUGCUGAAACCUUUUUAGCUUCUAUGGGUUCAAUUGCCUAUGCGUUAGUUAUUUUCGGGGACUAAUUGCAUUACCUAUUUUUUGUUGAUUAAUUGAAUAGUUA